GAGCUGCAGAAUAACGUGAACCUCCGCAGAGUGUAACAGAGCCACGCACUAUAUAGAAAGCAGAGUAGCUAGAGAAGGCUUUUAAUUAAGAACCCAGCUCAGUGGUUAUGUAUCUACUCUGUCUAUCUAAGAAUUAACAGCAUUCAUAAACAAGUUUCAUUUUUAGGUGCGUGCCCGGUGUGUGAGCGACUGUAGGAGUGUGUCCCCAGUAUGUCAGUGUCCGUGAUCAUUAAGUGGGGCGGCCAGGAGUACUCUAUCAGCACCCUAUCCGAAGAAGACACGGUCCUGGAUCUCAAACAGUCCAUCAAGUCCUUGACGGGAGUGUUGCCCGAGAGACAGAAACUUCUUGGGCUGAAGGUCAAAGGGAAACCAGCUGAGGAUGACAUCAAGCUGGGUUCUCUCAAGUUGAAGCCAAACACCAAGAUCAUGAUGAUGGGCAGCAGAGAGGAGAGUCUGGAAGAGGUGUUAGCCCCGCCCCCGGAGAACGACGAGGUGGUCAACGACUUUGACAUAGAGGAGGAGGUCAUCGAGGUGGAGAACAGGGAAGAGAACCUGGCGAAGAUCGCCCGCAGGGUCAAAGACUACAAGGUGGAAGAGAUGAACCCUCCGAGAGAGGGCAAGAGACUGCUGGUACUGGAUGUGGACUACACACUGUUCGAUCACAAGUCGUGUGCAGAGACGGGUCAGGAGCUGAUGAGACCGUACCUCCAUGAGUUCCUCACCUCUGCUUAUGAAGACUACGACAUUGUAAUCUGGUCUGCCACCAGUAUGAAGUGGAUCGACGCUAAGAUGAAGGAGCUAGGAGUGACGGACAACCCUAACUACAAGAUCACCUUCAUGUUGGACAGUGCAGCUAUGAUCACCGUACACACUCCCAAGAGAGGGGUAGUGGAGGUGAAGCCGCUGGGUGUGAUAUGGGGGAAGUACAGAGAGUUCUACAACAAGAAGAACACCAUCAUGUUUGAUGACAUUGGCAGGAACUUCCUCAUGAACCCACAGAAUGGGCUGAAGAUUCGGCCAUUCAUGAAGGCCCACCUGAACAGAGACAGUGACAGAGAGUUGUUCAAGCUGUCCCAGUACCUGAGGGAGAUAGCCAAGCUGGACUCCUUCACCGGCCUCAACCACAAACACUGGGAGAGGUACCUGUCUAAGAAGCAGAGCCAGUGAGAGCAGGAGAACUGGAUGGGAGCAGCAGACAUCCUCUGUGGACAUGGAACAGGACACCUCACCCCUCUAAACCCUCCUCCACCCCUCCUCCUCUCCCUCCCCCCCCCCCCCCCCCCCCCCCCCCCCCAGGAGGAUGGGGCCAGCCUGCGUGAUGUCAUCAGACUGACUCCUCCCUCCGUUUUGGACACCUGCCGCCCAUGGCAACCAAGCAUAUCUCAGUAUAUCCCCCCCCCCCCCCCCCCCCCCCC
This is a messenger RNA of Hypomesus transpacificus, 1415 nucleotides long. RefSeq names its product ubiquitin-like domain containing CTD phosphatase 1 (gene ublcp1). Gene Ontology annotation, biological process: protein dephosphorylation. Lineage: Eukaryota; Metazoa; Chordata; Actinopteri; Osmeriformes; Osmeridae. The record is from RefSeq and is a predicted model, not a curated record. Gene Ontology annotation, molecular function: protein binding; protein serine/threonine phosphatase activity. Gene Ontology annotation, cellular component: nucleus. The transcript is spliced from 11 exons. Bases 211 to 1167 code for a protein of 318 amino acids.